Rosa rugosa (rugosa rose) is the source of this 2527-nucleotide messenger RNA. RefSeq names its product pentatricopeptide repeat-containing protein At2g32630. Gene Ontology annotation, molecular function: protein binding. The coding region runs from base 97 to 1896 and encodes 599 amino acids. The record is from RefSeq and is a predicted model, not a curated record. Lineage: Eukaryota; Viridiplantae; Streptophyta; Magnoliopsida; Rosales; Rosaceae. The transcript has a single exon.
GCCAAGACGUUCUUCUUUUUCAAAACCUGAAACAAUGUCCUCCUCCCAGAGCACCCUUUUAAAGCCCUGAAAAAACUGAUCCCCUCAGACGCCACCAUGAUAUCAAACCAACAAGUCGCUCAACAAAUCGCUAAAACCCUAGUGGAAUCAGGCCUUCAACACCUCAAAGUUCUGCUCUCCAAUCUCAACCCCAACAUAACCCACCUCGUCCUCUCAGACCCAAUCCUCCCACCUCAAUCUUGCUUGACCUUAUUCAACUUCCUCAGAAGAAACCCGUCUCUCAAAUCCCACAGACCCAAUCUCCAAGCCCAUGUAACCCUCUUUUGCAGGCUCCACCAAGCUAAAAGAUUCGCCCAAAUGAAGAAUGUGGUGAAUGCUAUAGUGAACAACGAUCGUCUCCGAUGCCCGGUUUCCGGAAUCGUUUCUUUGAUCGAGAACGGUUCUUAUGCGCCUGACUCGGUUGAGAAACUUUGUGAUAUGCUAUUCAGGGUUUAUGCGGACAACCAAAUGUUUGAAGAAGCCAUUGGGGUUUUUGAUUAUGUGUUCAAGAAUGGGCUUGAGAUUGAAGAAAGGUCCUGCUUUGUGCUUUUGCUCGCAUUGAAGAAGUGUUAUCAAGUGGAUGAGUGUUUAAGUUUCUUUGAUCUAAUGCUCGAAAAGGGUGUUCGGAUCACGGUUUAUUCCAUGACAUUAGUGAUCAAUGAGCUUUGUAAGAGAGGAGAGGUGGAAAAGGCUAAGACAUUGAUGGGUGAAAUGGGUGGGAGAGGGAUUGAGGCUAAUGUUUAUACGUAUAACACGAUUACGAAAGCCUACAUUGAAAUGAAGGAUUUCGGUGGGGUUAAUGAGGUCUUGAGCUUGAUGAAGAUGAAUAAUGUGGAGUAUAAUGUGGCAACAUACAACCUUUUGAUUGAUUGGUAUGGGAGUUGUGAGAAGAUUGGAGAUGCAGAGAAGCUGUUUGAUGAAAUGCGUGAGAGAGGGAUAGAGCCGGAUGUGUAUGUUUACACUUCCAUGAUUAACUGGAAUUGUAGAGCGGGGAAAAUGAAAAGGGCAUUGUUUCUGUUCGAUGAAAUGACUGAAAGAAGGCUUGUUCCGAAUGAUCACACUUACGGCGCAUUGAUUAAUGGUGCUUGUAAGGCAGGGCAGAUGGAGAUGGCAGACAUUUUGGUGAAAGAGAUGCAAGGUAAAGGAAUUGCCAUAAACCGAGUUGUGUAUAAUACACUGAUUGAUGGGUACUGCAGAAAAGGGAUGAUAGAUGAAGCUCAGAGGUUCCAGGAUGUGAUGGAAAAGAAAGGGUUGAAGGCUGAUGUCUAUACUUACUGCACUAUAGCUAGGGGAUUGUUUAAAUUGAAUAGGAAUGAGGACGCAAAGAGGUCCUUGUUAACUAUGGCAGAAAGAGGUGUGGCUCCAAACUCAGUGUGCUUCACUACUCUGAUAGACAUAUAUUGCAAGGAAGGAGACUUUGUCGAAGCAAAGCGGGUAUUUCAGGAGAUGGAAAGGAAAGGAGAGAGGCCUAAUAACGUAACAUACAAUGCUCUAAUUGAUGGGCAUACCAAGAAAGGUAAACUGAAGGAAGCGCAUAAGAUGAAAAAGGAGAUGGAAGACAAGGGUUUGAUGGCAGAUUCAUAUACAUAUUCAUCGCUCAUACACGGUGAAUGUAUCGCUGGCAACGUGGAUGCGGCACUGACAUUGUUUCAUGAAAUGUCCAGGAGGGGUUUAACUCGAAACGUUGUCACAUACACAGUAAUUAUUUCAGGUUUGUCUAAGGUGGGGAGAAAAGAAGAAGCUUUCAAAUUGUACGAUGACAUGAAAAAAGCAGGCAUCAUACCUGAUGACAGGGUAUAUAAUUCACUUGUACAAGGCCUUUAUACAGACACGUCUAGCUCUAUGGCAGAUGAGUAGCAUUGUGGCUGGUGGCAAUUGGGUGCAGCGUUAUGACAUGUCUGAAAUGACAAUAGGACAGUCAGGUGGCUUCCUGCUAGAAAUGGCCUUAUUCUGCUUCAUCUUCAUGGCAACAUAUCUGACUUUCCCAAUUUAUCUUGUGGCUUCUGGUCCGAGGACUUCUUACUGUCAAAGGAUAGAAUUCACAUUUACAACCCCAGCUCUGGAAAGGGGUUGCGCAUCUUUCUGUUCUCCACAAGUCUGAGCAGGAACCCUCGGGCAGCUUUUCUUUAAUUUCUCGGUUUACCGCACUUUAGUCAGUGGGCUGCGCUCUUUGGAAGGGUAAGAACUUGUCAACUCUUGUGAAGGAGCUUCGCUUGGAGAGUUGGAGGUAACUACAUAUGCAAAGGAAGGAGUCUAGAAAUUUCAGAAACGUCUGCAAACCUUCAAUAGUUACUCUUAAGUAAUGUCUUAUCAUCUACUAGUACCAUAAUAGGGUGUUUUGCUGUUCCAAACUGCGUGCCUCUUUGUCCCCGUUCCGAUGUCAGCCUUGUUCUUCUGUAGGCUGGGGGCUGCUUCUAAUAAAUUUGAUUUCAACAUAAGGAAAAGGAAAGUUUAUUAUUAUUGUUUUGUUAGAAAAAGGAAAAUGGAU